Molecule: messenger RNA, 2019 nt
Organism: Schistocerca nitens (vagrant locust)
Lineage: Eukaryota; Metazoa; Arthropoda; Insecta; Orthoptera; Acrididae
Product: homeobox protein araucan-like
Exons: 7
Coding region: 220-2019 (599 amino acids)
Biological process (GO): regulation of transcription by RNA polymerase II; cell development; neuron differentiation
Cellular component (GO): nucleus
Molecular function (GO): RNA polymerase II cis-regulatory region sequence-specific DNA binding; DNA-binding transcription factor activity, RNA polymerase II-specific
Source: RefSeq, a predicted model, not a curated record
CGAGUCGCGGGGUACGCAUCGCCUGGGUCAGGUGCGGCGCCUUCGUGGCGGACUCAUUGUUGCCGAAAUUGUCAAGACUGUGCCGCUUCCAUUGUUGUACGGCGGCGUGUUUAGGGGGUGCAACUGUUCGUCAGGCCGCCGUAGGGGAGUGAUUUUCCGAGUGCGUUUCGAGCGGUUGCUAUGUGAAGAGGUGUGGCGAGCCGCUUCUGCUUGUGACCCAUGGCGGACACUGCUGCUCCCGUGCUGUGCGGACCCAUGUCGGCGUACACGCAGUUCGGCUACUCGUACCCUGCGGCGUCGCAGGUAGGGCCGGCCUACUGCCAUCCAGCUCUGCUGGUGGCGGGCCAGCCCACGACAGCGACGUCGCCGCCGCUGGGCUCCGGGGGCGGCAGCUCCGGCGUGGGGGCGGGCGCCGUGUCGCCCGGGGGCGGCGGAGGCGGCGCGGGCGGCGUGGGCGUGGCGGUGUCGUCGUGCUGCGAGAGCGGCCGGCCGCUGGUGACGGACCCGGUGUCUGGCCAGAGCGUGUGCUCGUGCCAGUACGACUCCGCGCGCCUCGCGCUCUCGUCGUACCCGCGCCUGUCGUCGUACGGCGCGCCCUACCCGUCCACCGACCAGAACCCCUACCCCAGCAUCGGCGUCGACAGCUCCGCCUUCUACUCGCCUCUCAGCAACCCGUACGCGCUGAAGGACAGCGGCUCGGCGGCGGCAGACAUGGGCGCGUGGACGAGCGCCGGCCUGCAGCCCACCACCGGCUACUACCCGUACGACCCCACGCUCGCCGCCUACGGAUACGGCGCGGGCUACGACCUGGCGGCGCGGCGGAAGAACGCGACACGCGAGUCGACGGCGACGCUCAAGGCUUGGCUAAACGAGCACAAGAAGAACCCGUACCCCACCAAGGGCGAGAAGAUCAUGCUGGCCAUCAUCACCAAGAUGACGCUGACGCAGGUGUCCACGUGGUUCGCGAACGCGCGUCGCCGCCUCAAGAAGGAGAACAAGAUGACGUGGGAACCCAAGAACAAGACGGACGACGACGAUGACGCCAUCGUAUCGGACGGCGACGACAAGGAUAAGGACGACCUGCUGCUCGACGACAAGCUCAAGGACUCGCGGAGUUCAGACAAAGACGGGCUGCACCACGUGAAGGCGGAGCACGCGCUCGACGAGGACGACGAGCUGGACGAGCGACGCCACCACCACGCGCACCAGCAGCACCACGCACACCAGCACCUGCUGCACGGCCACCACGGCCUCCUCAAGGACGAGCUGUCCAAGGACUGCGGCGUGCCGCUGCCCGCCACCAAGCCCAAGAUCUGGUCGCUGGCCGACACGGCCGCCUGCAAGACGCCGCCGCCCGCGGCGCAGCAGCCGUGGCUGGUGCCCGCCACCGCCCCCGUCGGCGCCAUCAACAGCUUCGCGCUGCCCUCGCCGGCCUCCUCCGCCGGCGCCGCCGCCCCCUACUCGCGCUACGGCGGCCUCAUCACGGCGCCGUACGGCGGGGGUGGCGGGGGCGGCGGCGGCGGAGGGGGUGGAGGCAGCUCGUCCGGCUUCCCCGAGGUGCAGACUGACACGCCGCCCCAGACGCCACCUAACAUGAAGCUGCCCAGCGUCGCAGUGACGGGCAACCUGCUGGCGCCUUCGUCGGGCUCGUCGUGCUUCGGCGGAGGUGGGGGCGGCGGUGGCGUGGGCGGCAUGGGACUGGGCGGCGUGGGCGGCAUGGGCGCGUCGUCGAGCGGCUACGGCAGCCACCACGGGAACGCCGCCUUCCUGGGCGGCUUCUCGCGGCUGCAGCAGAGCCAGGCGCAGCAGCAGCCGCAGUCGCAGUCCCCGCACAAGGAGCAGCGCGGCCUGGCCGCCAUGGCCGGCGUCAAGGAGCCGGCCUACCCCCAGCAGCAGCCGCCGCCGCAGCAGCACCCGCAGCACCACCCGGCCAUGAUGGCCGCCGGCGUCGGCGUCGGCGUGGGCGUCAGAUGCUGUGUGAUUGUAAAAAGUAACCUGUGGGUCUGUGGGAAGACUUAA